UAAGUUUUUUACUUCUUUCCCCCACACACAAGACUCACAACUAUGAACUCCUUCUCCGUGUUCUUGGUGUUUGCUUUGGCAGCACUGGUCGUAGCAGAACCUCCAUCGGGUUAUAAUUAUCAGCGCGGUGGUGGUGGCGGUGGCGGCGGUGGAUUUGGCGGUGGUUUCGGUGGUGGCUUGGGAGGUGGCGGCGGCGGCUAUCAAGCUGUCAGCGGUGGCUUCCAAACCAAUGAAGGCCAAAAUGUUGAUCCUCAAUUGCUCGAACAAGUGCGUCAAAUCUUGUUGCAAGAAGAAAGCAAAUCCGGCGGCGGCGGUGGUGGUGGUGGUGGCGGGGGCUACCCCGGCACUCCCUCUGGUUCAUAUGGUGCUCCCUCGCCACAAUACGGUGUACCCUCAUUCGGUGGUGGCGGCGGCGGCCGCGUUGUUGGCAUCGAUUUGGAAGGUGUACGUCAAGCCAUCCAAGUUGCUCAAUUCGCCCAACAAAGCACACAAGCUGGUGGUGGCGGCGGUGGUGGUUUCGGUGGUUAUCCCAGUGGUCCAUCGGGUUCUUAUGGUGCUCCCUCAAGACCCAGCGGUAGCUACGGUGCGCCAUUCUAAGCUCAACCGUUAGUUAUUUUUUCUUAGCAUAAUGUAGAUUACAUUUCAAAUUCAUCAUAAAACAAUUGCUGCCAAAUAAUUGAAAAGACAAACGCGCGCCAAUAUUAAACAAACGCCUCUGAAAACGGAUACGCUAAAGCGAUAGAAAAAGAAAAGAAAAAAAAA
This is a messenger RNA of Lucilia sericata (common green bottle fly), 762 nucleotides long. Its product is annotated as keratin, type II cytoskeletal 1-like. The record is from RefSeq and is a predicted model, not a curated record. NCBI's taxonomy places the organism in Eukaryota, Metazoa, Arthropoda, Insecta, Diptera, Calliphoridae.